Messenger RNA from Xiphophorus couchianus (Monterrey platyfish), 1631 nucleotides. RefSeq names its product SNAP associated protein (gene snapin). Gene Ontology annotation, biological process: endosome to lysosome transport; synaptic vesicle exocytosis; lysosome organization. Gene Ontology annotation, molecular function: SNARE binding. Gene Ontology annotation, cellular component: synaptic vesicle; BLOC-1 complex; BORC complex. The transcript has 4 exons. The record is from RefSeq and is a predicted model, not a curated record. Lineage: Eukaryota; Metazoa; Chordata; Actinopteri; Cyprinodontiformes; Poeciliidae. Bases 50 to 439 code for a protein of 129 amino acids.
CGUCACGAACACGUGGCUUCCUGACUGCAGUUGUUGUUUUCUGAGCGAAAUGGCUGCCGUCGCUGUGGUGGAAGCAUUCUCCGGUACAGAUCCUGUUGCAGAAGGACUUCUCGAGCUCAUCAAACCUGCAAUCCAUCAGCUCGAUUUACACGUCCACUCAGUCAGAGAAAGCCAGGUGGAAUUAAGAGAACAUAUAGACAACUUGGCGACUGAGUUAUUCAGAAUAAAUGAACACCAGAAGAUUGCACUAGACCUGGAUCCUUAUGUAAAGAAGCUACUUAAUGCGAGGCGUAGAGUGGUGCUUGUGAACAAUAUCCUACAGAACGCUCAGGAACGCCUGAGAAGGUUAAAUCACAAUGUGGCCAAGGAGACGGCACGAAGGAAGACCAUGCUUGAAGCAUCAGGAGUGUUCACCCCUCGCUCACCUAGUAAACCAUGAGCCCUGUUCCCCACUGUGACGCAUGACUUGUCCCACUAAGGCAUGAAGGACCAAUACUAGAAGUUAAAAUACUCAGUGGGCCCAUCUCUCUAGAAUAUUUAGAUGUGUUUGCUGAAGAACUUGAUGUUGUCUUGCAUUGCUUUAUGUCUUUAAAUUAAAAAUGUGUGUUUAAAAUGAGCACAAAAGAACAUCUGUAACAAUUACUUAAAACCCCUUAUGUUUCUCAUUCUAGUAAUUUUCAAAAAUUGUUUUCAACUAAAGUGUCAAUAUUGUUUCCAUUAAAAGGCAUGCACGAUGGUAAUGUUAAUUGUUUUGGAUAGCUCUAAACUUUAGAUUCGGACCUAGACUUUCUGGAUUUGAAUGGCAGUAUUGAGUUUAACUAUGGCCACAUACAAAUGAGGGUUUCAUGGGGACUCUACUUUCUUUGUUGAUUAACAACUUUAGGGACGUCCAACUUAGUACUUUAUUAAAAAGUGCAUACUGCAUGAGUGGAAACGAACAGUAGUUAUGUUAAGCUGGUUGUGUUGCUAAGAGUUGCUGUUUGUGUGUGCUGUUUAUUUUAAGCUGAAAUCACUUAUCAUUCCUGGGUAUUCCAAAGAAUAGUUUGUUAACCAAAUAAUGUCUUGUCAAAAUAAUAAAUUAUUCAGAAAUGUGAUUGCUCCAUGUUUGCUAGUUGAAAGUAAAAUGGAAGGCAGAUCUUAUAGUUGUCAGACUGUCCUCCUGCGGAACCAUGAUCCAAUUUUUGUCUGUGAAGUAGACAAACACUCUCUACUUUUAAGACUAAGCAUAAAACCUUUUGUUUUACAAAAGAAUACUGUUAGAGUAUCUUAUGUUAUCCUGAGGUACUUCUAUAGGUAUUAGGCUUGUACUGCUAUACUGUUGAGCACUUUUCCUUGUCCUGCUACUUUUCGUGCUACACAGUAAAAGAUUGCUGUUUAGGUAAUAACUUGAUGCAAAAAACUUGAUUUCUUCAGUCAGUUACUUGAUGCAAUCAAUUGGGGCUAUUUGAAUAGAAAAAUUUUCACAAAUUAGAUUAUAAACUGAACUUAACUCCCCAUUGUUUUAUAAAUAGGAUCAAUGUGGAAAGUCUGUUACUGACAGUGAUUGGAUUAAGUUUAUCUCUGUUCACAAACAGGAUUUUGUUUUGGUGAACUACCCUGACAUCUGUUGUGAUUUGGCACGUUUAAUUUAU